AUGGCUUCUGGUCAACAAUGGCAAGACGGAUGGGCAUGGGACAACACCCCUUCCUCAACAUUGUUGACCGAGUCCGAUAUCCAGUUCCACACGCUUCUUGACUCCAGUCAUUUGACUGAUCUUGGCGAUAUCUUCGCAUUUACCAACGACAGUUCUGUCUUCCCUGCAAGACAACCCGUCGUUCCUCCUCUCAUCGAUACUGGCUCACAUGCAAGUGGUACAUUCGACGUUUCGGUUGAUGCAGCUGGCCUUUGUCACGCCGAUGCAGAAUUUUUACGAAGUCAGGGAUGCUUUGACCUGCCCCCGCCAGCGAUAUUGAAGCAAAUCAUGAGGCAGUAUUUUCGCAUGGUGCAUCCCAACCUCCCAAUCGUUAUGGAAAACAGCUUCUGGGUACGCUGGGAUGGAGAUACCUUUGACUUGGCUCAUCAGUCACUCUUAGUCUUGCGGGCAAUGCUCUUUGCAGCGAGCUGCUACGUCGACAACAGUACGUUGGCAAGCUUAGGAUUCAACGGACAACGUCAGGCCAGAAAUUUCUACUACCGCCAGGCCAAACUAGCGUUCGACUUUGGCAUUGAGAUGGAUCCUGUUGCAAAUGCGCAGGCAUGCCUCCUUCUAUCGUACAUGUCGCCGAGUCUCAGUAGGCUGCAGAUCAAUGUGGGCUGGCUCAUUCAUGCUCAUCGUUUUGCCAAGCUCGCCGGCGCCGACUCAUUCCAUCGCCGCAUAGAGGAUGACCGCCCGACAGCUGUGUUGCUGAAGCGCAUCUGGUGGGGUGUACUCUUUCGCGACCGGAUACUCUCGUUCGGCUUUCGUCGCAGCCUGCAAGUACACCUCGAGGACGACUCGGUCUGGUUGAACGACAAUAGUGUUUUGAAUGCUGGUGACUUUGAGUCUGAGCUGGGUCAGUCUCCUAUCUACGACACCGAGACUCAAUUGAAGAAUAUUGAAGUGCUCAGCGCGCUUUGCCGACUUAUAAGUCGGCUCUUGGGUCCUUUGAAGCUCUUAUACCAGUACAAUAUGCUCGACGGACGUCUACAGCCAGCGUCAAUUGAUCUUCCCGCUACUAUCACGGCCAUCAAGGCCCAUCUGGUAUCGCUUCGGAUUUGGCACGACGAUACCAUUGAGAAAUUUCCUUUCCCCGUGAGUCUCGAUGACGUGCACGAGACACUGUGCAUUUAUGUCAACAUGCUUUUCAUAUACCAUGCAUCGAUAAAGUUCGCACUUCACAUGCAUCUGAUAUUGAUACACGACAGUCUUCCAGGAAGCCAUGCACUCCUUCAAAUAGAGGACUCGCACAGGGAGCUACAAAUCGCCAACACCGAUCUCGGGCGACGAUUCCAAGAAAUGGUCCAGCUGAGAGUGAUGAAGGAUCUGCCCAUCACUGCGAUCCCUUUCCUCGCGCCGCCAUUGAUUCUCCAGGCAAUCAAUGUCACAGCAUCUCGUGGCCUACGAACAGAAUCGAACGAAGCACGUCAUCUCGACAUUUUCACACGGACGCUGAAAUCUCAGCAAGGCAGAUACGACGGAUCGGAAUUCUUGAUCGAUGUGCUGAACAACGUAAUAUCUUAUGCACAACAAAACGAGGAUCUUACGACGAGCAUGAACACUUGGCGAAAGAGUAGCAGUGGGGAUGAUGGACCUUCGAACCGCGAUCAUAAUUCAGACGACAGUCGACAGAAUCCGGUGAGGAGGUUAGAUUGGAACACCAUGGUGCGCAAGCAGCCCAAACUGCUGCUGAGGUUAAUGUUCCAUCUGGACUAUGCGCUGCGUACGUGGGGUGUGCCGCAAGAGAAGCAUUUCCCGCCCAGUCUCAGGAGGAGUCCGCCGGGAAACUGA
This is a messenger RNA of Cercospora beticola, 1833 nucleotides long. Its product is annotated as fungal specific transcription factor domain-containing protein. The record is from RefSeq and is a predicted model, not a curated record. Gene Ontology annotation, biological process: DNA-templated transcription. Gene Ontology annotation, molecular function: DNA binding; zinc ion binding. Lineage: Eukaryota; Fungi; Ascomycota; Dothideomycetes; Mycosphaerellales; Mycosphaerellaceae.